Messenger RNA from Schistosoma rodhaini, 954 nucleotides. NCBI's taxonomy places the organism in Eukaryota, Metazoa, Platyhelminthes, Trematoda, Strigeidida, Schistosomatidae. The record is from the annotation of a GenBank genome assembly.
AUGAGAUGCUGCUGGUUGAAUUCUUGUUACUAUAUCUUUUCCAUCUUGUUGUCAAGUAGUAGCUUUUCGUACGGAAGACACACAUCAAAUUGGGCUGUCCUUGUAGAUACUUCGCGGUUCUGGUUCAACUAUCGACAUAUAAGCAAUGUCCUUUCAAUUUAUCGAAGUAUCAAGCGCCUUGGAAUACCGGAUAGCCGUAUUAUUUUAAUGGUGGCUGAUGAUGCAAGUUGUAGCUCGAGAAAUCCGAGACCAGCAACAAUCUUCAACAACCCUUACAGUCGUGUAAAUUUGUAUGGCGAAGAGAUAGAGAUUGAUUAUCGUGGUUACGAAGUUACUGUAGAAAACUUCAUUCGUGUAUUAACUGGGCGUUUACCACCUUCGACACCUACUUCUAAGCGCCUCAAUACUGAUGAGCACAGUAAUAUCCUAAUAUAUAUGACAGGCCAUGGUGGUGAUGGUUUCCUUAAGUUUCAGGAUGAUCAUGAGCUUUCUAACAGUGAACUGGCCGAUGCGAUUGAGCAGAUGUGGCAAAAACGUAGGUAUCAUGAAUUACUAUUCAUUGUCGAUACAUGUCAAGCUGAAUCAAUGGGCAAGUUGUUUUAUUCGCCAAAUGUAGUAGCCAUUGGUAGCAGCGCUAUAGGUGAAGAAUCAUUAUCUCUCCAUUCGGAUCGUGAAAUCGGAACCUAUGUUUCUGAUCGAUAUUCUUAUUAUACGUUUCAGUUUUUGGAGUCUGUUACUCCUUCAAGCAAAAGAACAUUGUAUGAUUUUUCCCAAUUAUGCCCUUUCUCAUUAUGUCAAUCAACUGUUAUCACUCGAUCUGAUUUAUUUAGACGUGAUAUACGUCAUGUACUUGUUACAGACUUUUUUGGUAGCGUACGUCAUAUAAUCCCUGGACCAGUUAUAGAAAUUAGCAAUUCCACUUUCUAUGAAAACGAUACAUUAAAUAAACAGUGA